Pteropus alecto (black flying fox) is the source of this 2951-nucleotide messenger RNA. RefSeq names its product CDC42 effector protein 4 (gene CDC42EP4). NCBI's taxonomy places the organism in Eukaryota, Metazoa, Chordata, Mammalia, Chiroptera, Pteropodidae. Bases 248 to 1312 code for a protein of 354 amino acids. The record is from RefSeq and is a predicted model, not a curated record. The transcript is spliced from 2 exons.
GGGGAGUGUCCGCACGGCGACAGCCCUGGGAGCCCGAGCCAGAGCGAAACCAGCGCCGGCGCUGACAUGGGCCGACUGCCCCGGCCGCGCGCGGAGCCCAGCCAGCCUCUGAGAGCGCAGCGGUGCCCGCGCGGCGCUCGCGUCUCUGGGGACCAAGCCCUAUGAGCUCUUCCUGAUCGCCCCUCCACCUGCCCGCCUUCAGAUCUGACCCCAGACCUGCCUGCUGCCUCCCCUCCCUCCAGGCAAGAUGCCCAUCCUCAAGCAGCUGGUGUCCAGCUCCGUGCACUCCAAGCGCCGUUCCCGAGUGGACCUGACGGCCGAGAUGAUCAGCGCCCCGCUGGGCGACUUCCGCCACACCAUGCACGUGGGCCGGGCAGGGGACGCUUUUGGGGACACCUCCUUCCUCAACAGCAAGGCUGGCGAGCUGGAGGGUGAGUCCCAGGAUGAGCAAGCCGCCUCCUCGUCCUCCAAACGCGGCCUCCUGUCCCGGAAGUUUCGGAGCAGCAAGCGGUCACAGUCGGUGACCAGGGGGGACCGGGAGCAGAGGGACAUGCUGGGCUCCCUGCGGGACUCAGCCCUGUUUGUCAAGAACGCCAUGUCCCUGCCCCAGCUGAAUGAGAAGGAGGCCGCAGAGAAGGGCUCCAGCAAGCUGCCCAAGAGCCUGUCGUCCAGCCCCGUGAAGAAGGCCAACGGCGGGGAGGGGGACCACCAGGCCGCGGGGGUGGGGGAGGUGCCCCGGAGGAAUGGGGCGAGCGCCCCCCACUCCCCCGACCCCCUCCUGGAUGAGCAGGCCUUCGGGGACCUGACGGAUCUGCCCGUCGUGCCCAAGGCCAGCUUUGGGCUGAAGCAUGCGGAGUCCAUCAUGUCCUUCCACAUCGACCUGGGGCCGUCCAUGCUGGGCGAUGUCCUCAGCAUCAUGGACAAGGAGGAGUGGGAACCGGAGGAGGAGGACGGCGGUUACCGUGGCAGCGAGGACCCAGGCAGUCUCUCCCAGGCUCCCCCUUCAGGGGCGGCGGCCCCUCCCUUGGCCAGGCAGGAAGGCAAGGCCGGCAGGGACUCGCCCCCGCCGUCCUCACAGGCUCUGCAGGACGAGGGGUGGGGGGCCGCGGCCCCCAGCCCUGGCUCCGCCCGCAGCGUGGGCAGCCACACCACGCGGGACAGCAGCUCCCUGUCCAGCUGCACCUCGGGCGUCCUGGAGGAGCGCAGCCCUGCCUUCCGGGGGCCAGACAGGGCCCGGGGCCCUCCCCCCCGGCAGCAGGACAAGGAGUUCUCAUUCAUGGACGAGGAAGAGGAGGAUGAGAUCCGAGUGUGAGGCGGGGGGAGGGGGCAGCUCCACGCUCUUGGCUUCGUCUCCCUGCCCCUGGCCCUCCACCACCUUCCCCUGUCCCCUUCCCGUCCAGGGGCACCCGAGAGUCUGGCUUUGGCCACAGGCCCUGGACCUUGUGGGUGAGGGGCGCUGGCUGAGCCUGGGGCCCCGCGGGGGACUGGGCAGCUGGCCUGGGUGCCGACUGCGCGUCUGACUCUGUCACACACCGUGGCCUCCCCAGCUCUAUGGGACGGGGCUGUGUUCUCACAGCAGCAGUCAGUUUCCUUUCCCGGCCUCAGAUGGAUGCCAGAUGUCCACCUGAGUUCCUGCCUCGCCUCGCGCGGCAGAGGCGGCCUCGGUGCCAGGGCUGAGGACGCCCAGCUCUCCUUUUCCUCCCUGGCAUCUCUGCUGUGACCCUCGUAAAUGGGUGUGACAGGAAGAAGGGGGUGGUCACGGGUCCCCGCCCCUUCCUCCCCCCUGCCUGGCUCCUCUGCACCUGAAGCCUGGAGCCCCUUAGAGUAAAGCUAGACCCAAUGCGUACACUAAACAAGGCACAGGCACUAAACAAGGCCCCGGGGCCGCUUAAAUCUUCGAGCAGGAGCCCUUCCCCAUGACACUAGGUGCAGGCUGUGGCAGUCGCUCAGCCUCUCUGAGUUUGUUCGUUCUUCUUACGUUUAAACCCUUCUAGAGCGGUAUCUGGAACAGAGUUAGGUCUGCCACCGGCAGGAACAUCGAGUCCUUUUAGAAAUCCUUUAUACUAAGUGCUUCAGACUUUAUUUAGAGUUGUGUGGGGUGGGCGUCUGUGUGUAGUCCCCCCGCCCCACCCCCAUAGCUACUAAAACUCAAGGCGGCCAGUGUAGAAUAUUUCUGGAAAAUGACUUUUUGAAAAGUAAUAUAUCUUUCCUAUGGGAGAUCCAAGCUUUUGUUUUAACUGGGUUAUUUCCUCCUCACCCCCUUCCCCUGCUGACUCCUUCCCCUUCCUUUCUCAGGCCCCUCUGCCAGCUCAGCCCCCUCCCUGACUCCCCGAGGCCCAGGCCCUGAGGCUACAGGUAUAGGAUUGCCAGGAUUUAGCAACAAAACAGAAGGAAAACCCGGGAUGUUGAGUGAAAUCUGAAUUUCAGGCGUACAAAGGAUAAGUUAUAGUGUGAGUACUCCCCCCACGUCUGGUGGGAACAUACCUUAUGCUAAAAUACUAUUUGUUGUUCUUGUGAAAUUCAGAUUUCACUGUGUCCUAUAACCACGCCCCAGGGGACCGAGUUAGGAGCUUGGCUGCGAGCCCCAGGGUUAACUGAUGAUUAUUUUUCUGUCCUGGGAGCAGCCGGCCCCUCUCCUCCUGUCCUUUCGUAGCUUUUGCUGGGAAGGACGGACUAGCGCAGGGUCUGGCGGGCAGGUGGGCGUGGCCGCUCCAGCCUCUUGUUUUCUGCUGGAUCCUGACUCAGACACUAACUUAGUUCCCGAUUCGGGGGCCCCAUGGGUGCUUGUUUCCACAGUGGGGGAGGGGACAAAGGGGUGGUGCAGCCCCCGCCAGCUGCCCUGAGAACCUAUCUGGACGGUGGUCAGUCAGUUCCAGAUUCUAAACUGGUAUUUUUUUUUUUUCAUGAUAUUGUUAAAACAGUGAGAAAACAUUAAAAAAAGCCUUAUGGCA